UCAUAAAUAGACUCAAUACUUUCUAAUGGAAGUGGAGGCUGCAGAACACAGCAAAUUUGAAGUGAACUUCACUGGAAAAAGUAUCAUCAGAGCUAUAAAUCCCUUGCCGGGGCCUCAUGUCCUUUCUCUCUCAAACCUUGACCUCCUUUCCGGCCGUUUUCCUGUAACAUACUUCUACUUCUACUGCACUCCCCUUGUCAGCAACUUCACACCUAAUAUUGUUGACAUUCUCAAGAGCUCCCUUGCUGAAACUCUCAAUCACUAUUAUCCCUUUGCAGGCAAAAUCGUUCAAAACCCAAAUACUAGUGAGCCUGAAAUUGUGUGCGACAACAGUGGUGCUCUAGUUGUAGAAGCCCAAGCAAAUAUCCCUUUGAAAGAAUUGAACUUCUACAACCUCAAUCAAUCUUUGCAAGGGAAGCUUGUUUCUCUCAUCCCCAACAUUCCCCUGCAAGUCCAAGUAACAAAAUAUACUUGUGGAGGCAUUUCAAUAACCUUCACCUUCGACCAUGCGCUAGGUGAUGCGAGUGCCUUCGGCAAGUUUCUUGUCUCCUGGUCUGAAAUUGCUCGAAGGAAGCCAAUAUCAUGUAUACCGGAUCACCGGAGAAAUCUUUGUGCACGCAUCCCACCUACAUAUCAUCCUUCCUUGGACCAAACUUUUGUGAAGUGCACCAUAGAUGAGAUAAUAAACAUGCCAACAACAAGAAUCCUGCUUAAGCGCCUUUAUCAUAUCGAUGCAUUGAGCAUCGACAGGCUGCAAACACUAGCAUGUGUUGAUGGGAAUAAGAGAACAAAAAUUGAGGCUUUCUCUGCAUAUGUUUGGAAGGUUAUGGCUAAUGCCAUUGAUCAAAGCCAUUCAAAAUGCAAGAUGGGGUGGUUAGUCGACGGACGUGCUAGAAUGUGCAAAGGAGGAAAUGAGAAUUCCAUGUCAAAUUACAUAGGCAAUGUCUUGUCUGUGGCCUUUGCAGAGGCAAGUGUCAUAGGAUUGAAGACAGGUUCUAUCUCUGAUAUUGCCAAUGAUGUUCAUGAUGCAAUUUCAAAGGUAACAAAUCAGGAUCAUUUUCUGGAUUUGAUCGACUGGAUAGAGUGCCACCGGCCCGGGUUAAUGCUAUCAAGAAUUGUAUUAGGCAGAGGAGGACCAGCCCUUGUCUUGUCUUCAGGAAGAAGGUUCCCAGUUACUGAAGUUGAUUUUGGAUUUGGUAGUCCUGUUCUGGGGACAGUCUGCUCCACCAUUGAAAGAAUUGGAGUUGCUUACCUGAAUCAAAGGCCAAGCGGUAGGGGUGACGGCUCAUGGACAGUUUCCGCUAUCUUAUGGCCGGAAUUGGCUGCCGCAUUGGAGUCAGAUUCAAUUUUCCAGCCCAUGUCUGCAGCUCAUCUUCAACUUUAGUGGUACAAAACUAGUCAACACUUGAAGAAAGAAGCUCAUGAUCUGUCCCUGAGCUGAGUGAGUGUUGCAGACGUUGUUGAUGUUGUCUGCAUGAGUGCUAACACCCUCUGCAAACUG
Messenger RNA from Corylus avellana, 1501 nucleotides. Its product is annotated as HXXXD-type acyl-transferase family protein. Gene Ontology annotation, molecular function: acyltransferase activity, transferring groups other than amino-acyl groups. The record is from RefSeq and is a predicted model, not a curated record. Lineage: Eukaryota; Viridiplantae; Streptophyta; Magnoliopsida; Fagales; Betulaceae.